AUGCAGCUAAGUAAUGCCGGUAAAGCUUCAGAUGAUACAUGCAAUCUAGUUGAUAAGGCUCCUGUUCUAACAGAUAAAUUUGAAAUUGGAGGAGUGCGACCGCACCAUCGCUCAUAUGCACGGGCCGCCAAUAGUUGUCAACAACAAAACCCCAAAAGGACUGUGCCACCACCGAAGAAAUUAAAAUUUGUAGAUGCACCAUGGUGUGGUUAUUGUAAACAAUUAGCACCAGAAUAUGAGAGUGCAGCCCAGCAUUUAGCUCAAAAUGAAUUAUCAGUUAAAUUGGGCAAAGUAGAUGCUACUAUUGAGAGGGACUUAGCUGAACAGUUUGGUAUCCGAGCAUAUCCAACUUUGAAGCUCUUUAAAAAUGGAAAACCAAUUGACUACACAGGUGGCCGAACCAAGGAUAAAAUUAUUCAAUGGGUAACAAUGAAGUCUGACCCAACUAAAAAUGUUUUGAAAUCAGAAGAAGAAUUGAAAUCAUUCAUUAAAAGCAAAAAUGUUACUAUUGUUGGUUUUUUCGAAAAUUUUGAUUCAGAUGCAGAAAAAUUCUUUUUAAAAUUGGCUGACUCUCCUUAUAAUUAUCGAGUUGGUCUUGUGACAGAUUAUUCUAAAUUUUCUGAUUUAGAACACAAGGAUAAAUUUGUUGUAUACAAAAAAUUUGGCGAAAAGAAACUUGUAUUGGAUGGAGAUAUUUCUAAAAUUGAAGACAAACUAUCUAUUUUUCUUUUUUCAUUAUUUUCCUUUGUGCGAUUUAGACCAGACCUAUGUAGUGAAUAUGAUAAACAAAGUUUAAGUUCCUUUAGAGAUGCGAAUGUUUGUCACAUACGUCAACACAGUCAAAAAAAACCAUCUGAACCGUCUGAAAAAAAUAUAUAAAAAUAAAACAAUUAAGUAUAGAUGCACCAUGGUUGUGGUCAUUGUAAACAAUUAUCAUCAGAAUAUGCGAGUGCAGCCCAGCAUUUAGCUCAAAAUGAAUUAUCAGUUAAAUUGGGCAAAGUAGAUGCUACUAUUGAGAGGGACUUAGCUGAACAGUUUGGUAUCCGAGCAUAUCCAACUUUGAAGUUCUUUAAAAAUGGAAAACCAAUUGACUACACAGGUGGCCAAACCAAGGAUGAAAUUAUUCAAUGGGUAACAAUGAAGUCUGACCCAACUAAAAAAGUUUUGAAAUCAGAAGAAGAAUUGAAAUCAUUCAUUAAAAGCAAAAAUGUUACUAUUGUUGGUUUUUUCGAAAAUUUUGAUUCAGAUACAGAAAAAUUCUUUUUAGAAUUGGCUGACUCUCCUUAUAAUUAUCGAGUUGGUCUUGUGACAGAUUAUUCUAAAUUUUCUGAUUUAGAACACAAGGAUACAUUUGUUGUCGGAGCCACAUGCACUACCUACACUGUUGUUGUUGGUACCUCUGCGUCGGUGCCGGAGCUCAACAUGACGCGUUGUCUGUGUUCGCGUACGUGCGUUGUCCGCCAUAUCGUUUUUGGCACGAGAGCCGUAUUGCCACAUGUGUGCGUCGCUUUCUCUUUUUCGUUUUUUGUGCGUGUCGGCCGUGUCGUCGGCUUGUUGGCGCGAUUUUUGUGCUGGGCGCUUCGCUCGCGAAACCCAUCGUUUGCCGAGUGCUUUCCGUUUCGGAUCCUCGUCCUUUGCGGGCCUUGUCGGUCGAAAUGAUCAUAGGACAGUGGUGCUCGUCGGUGACUCAUUGACGCGGUCAAGAUUCCUGCGUGUCCAACAUCUCGCCGUGUAGGUUAACGCCAACACUAGGUGUCUAGACGAUUGUUCGAAUCAGAAAAUAAUGAAGAGUACCCGUCCGUCCAAAGCGUAAUCAAAUUCGUCAGGUCACGGCUGCAAGUGCUUGAAAAUGCAGGUGCCCGAUCUUCGGGAAGCUCUUCCAAAUCCUAUACCAAGCCGAAACUGCAAGGAUCUCGUCGAGAUACAAAGGUUGCUUUUGUUUCAGCAACAAAACCUGUACAGGCAAAAUGCCAUUUAUGCUCCGGUGCCCAUCGUUUGGCCGAUUGUAGUAAAUUUAAAGCGGCGUCCGUUGACGACCGGUACAAUACUGUCUGCACCCAUCGUCUCUGUAUGGUUUGCUUUGGGGAAGGGCAUAUGUCUCACAAGUGUCCUGCCUCGUGCUCGAUUUGUAAGCGGAGACAUCACGCGUUAUUGCAUCGAGAUGCAAUCGUGAAGAAGCCCGCUCCGCCAGCUGCUCUGCUAGGUCGACAUGAAGCGCCCACCGUUUUAUUAGGUACUGCUCUGGUACACGUUCGGGAUACAGUGGGGAGCUUUAGGACAGUGCGUGCUCUGAUUGAUUCCGCAUCACAGAUUAGUGCGAUAACUUCCGAUUGCUGUGACAGACUAGGUCUACGACCUUCAC
Aphis gossypii (cotton aphid) is the source of this 2362-nucleotide messenger RNA. Its product is annotated as protein disulfide-isomerase-like. Lineage: Eukaryota; Metazoa; Arthropoda; Insecta; Hemiptera; Aphididae. Gene Ontology annotation, cellular component: endoplasmic reticulum. The transcript has 7 exons. The record is from RefSeq and is a predicted model, not a curated record. Bases 1 to 879 code for a protein of 292 amino acids. Gene Ontology annotation, molecular function: protein disulfide isomerase activity. Gene Ontology annotation, biological process: protein folding; response to endoplasmic reticulum stress.